UGUUUGUUCAGCAGGAUCGGCUGAGUCAAGAAAAUCUCCUCUGGGGGAGGGGGUUGAGCAGAGGAUCUUCAGGCAAAAUCGUGAGAAAUGCUAGCCCACAAGAWAAAGAUUUCCGGCAAAACUUGAGCUUAAAAUGUUGCCUUUAACGUUUUUUGUGCUCUUUGUCGUUUUAGAGCGGACCGCCUUGGCAAUYAAAGAUUGCGAUAAUCCUCUACUAAAUGGCAUUACUUUGACGUCAUCAUCGGCACUUUCUGUAAAAUUUUCUGCGAAGCAUGCUCAGUUGACCUCCAACUCUGCCUGGUGUCCGAAAAGUAAUUUUACUGACAGAGAGUACCUCGAGGCAAACUUUUCUUCUCUUAAGUUAAUAACAAGAAUAAAGAUAAAAGGAGAAGCCAAUGUGGUGGUUAACAGUACUGCCAGGACAGUUACCAAGUAUUUACUUCAAAUAAGCAACGAUGGAAAUACGUUCUACGAUCUAAAGCAGAUUUCUCAGGAUSACGUAUCUCUUGAAGUCAAUGCAGCGGUUGUACGCUUUGUCCCAUUGGCAUAUGACGUCUUUCCGUGUAUGAGAGUUGCUGUCUAUGGCUGUGAAGCUCGAUCACAAGAAACCUUUUGGAAGAUAUAA
Exaiptasia diaphana is the source of this 625-nucleotide messenger RNA. RefSeq lists its product as uncharacterized. Bases 134 to 625 code for a protein of 163 amino acids. Lineage: Eukaryota; Metazoa; Cnidaria; Anthozoa; Actiniaria; Aiptasiidae. The transcript is spliced from 6 exons. The record is from RefSeq and is a predicted model, not a curated record.